Molecule: messenger RNA, 8028 nt
Organism: Cavenderia fasciculata
Lineage: Eukaryota; Evosea; Eumycetozoa; Acytosteliales; Cavenderiaceae
Product: HEAT repeat-containing protein
Exons: 6
Coding region: 1-8028 (2675 amino acids)
Biological process (GO): regulation of translation; cellular response to amino acid starvation
Cellular component (GO): cytosol
Molecular function (GO): protein kinase regulator activity
Source: RefSeq, a predicted model, not a curated record
AUGAGUGUUACAGCAGACACAGUCAAGCGAGACACCGAGGACGUUGUCAAUGGCUCCUCCUCGGCCGCAAACCAGGAGACAGAUGACAACAACAACAGCAACAAUGUAGAGUCAUUGGACGAACAACAACAACAACAACAAGAAGCAGAAGCAUUAGACGACGAAGAAGAUCAAAUCGCGUCAAUCUAUCAAGCACUCCAAUCACCUACACUCAGAGACAAGCGUUCAACUCUUGAAAAGCUUAGGAGUAGCACAUCCCCUGUAUUAGAUAGUAGCAACAACAGCAAUAUCAGCACAACCAGCAGCACCACAAGCACUGCCACACCACAAAACAUCGUACAACAUGCAUCCGAGAUUACCGAGACUUCUUUGGCUACGUUGGCAGUCACCCGUGACUCGCGUAUCGUCCAAGUCGUAUUGGACACUGUCAGAAGUGUGUUGGAUACGGUUGCACAUGCCCCCGAGGGUGCCGACAAGGAUGCCGCCGUCACUGCCAUCGUCAACAACAUUGUCGCUCAAGCAAAGAAGCAGGUCAAGCCAGACUCUAGUCUCAAGUUCCCAUACAUCAGUCACUUGCUCACCGUCUCUAUCAUCGUCUUGGAGCGUUUACACCGCGCUCUCAAGGUCGACCAAAUCAACAUUUUGAUUUCAAACCAAUCCAAACUUUUAAAUUUACUUUCACUCUCACAAAUCAGUCAUGCUGAAUCUUCCUUAAUUCAUACUUUGAUUAAUAAUAGACCAGUUUAUGAAUUUUAUAAUAAUUAUGUUAAUAAUACAUCAGACGCAUUAUCAUCGGUACAGACAUUAUAUUUCAUUGGUAUUUUGAUAAAGUAUGAUGUUGCCAAAAGACAGUUGGUCAACACCAAGGACAUCUAUUUGAAUUACUAUAACAAGGUUAUUCUCAACUCGCCACAACCACUCUCUAUUGAAAACCAUCUUUAUUUCGAACCAUUAUUCAAAAUCAUGGAUUUAAAUGAUUUUACAAAUAUUAUCUUACCAACCAUUUCAAGAGUUAUCAAGAGAUCACCAGAUGAAAUUACUAUGAUUCUUACAACCAUUCUUGAAAAAUCCAAUUUUGAUAUUACCAAUCUUACCAAAUCACAAAUUACUCCACUUUUAAUUCCAGUUUUACAAAUUGCCUCUAUUCAAAAGAAUCUCCUCAAGCGGGUAUUCACGGCCAUUUCACAAAAAACAAAGGACAUUAAGAUAUUCACUUCCUCUGUUGAAGAUAUCCUUAAGGUUUUAUCUUCUCCAGGUAAUAUUAAUUUGAAAUUAAAUACAUUAUACGCACUUAAAGCAUUGUCAAACAAUACCUUUGAAUUGAAUGAAAAAUUAAACAUUUCAAAAAUCAUUGUACCAAUUGUUUCAACUUAUCUCGAAAAAGAAUUCCAAAAAAUUAAUAGAAUUCAAGGAUUUAAAACAAUUGGAGAAUGUUUAAAGUCUGACGAAGAUGCCAUCAAGACACAAGCCAUCAACGCCUUGUCGACAUCGUUUUCUAGCAAGGUCGACGCCAAGAAAUACGAAAAGAAAUUGACUGCCAUCAACACAUCGUUCACAGAGCCACUGCUCACGAUCCUCAAGAACAUCAAGAACCCAGCCACCUGCGAGACUGGUACUACUGCCGCCGUCGCCAACUAUAUCAUCUCUUUGGCUACUACCCCCACCGUCGGUGCCAAGCUUUUGGCCGACAAGAACAUCGUUCCAUUGAUCUAUGGUCAACAAUCAUUCUUGCACCAAAUUGGUUUCCUCAACCGUGUUGCCAAAGAAGACACUGUGCCAGCUGUCAUUGCCAAGGCGAUCGGACAAAUCAAGUCGUUUGCAUCGGUCAAGGGUGGCGACAAGUUUGUCUACCAGUCGGCGCUACAACUCGCUCUCCAUCCCGGUAACUGGCACGUGCGUCGCCAAGCCAUCGCCUCGCUUCGUACUCUUGUCAAGGAGAAUAGCGAGUUGACAAACGUAUUUUUCGUCGAGUAUGUCAAGUUGGUCGACACCAAGCAACAGCCACAAAACCCAACUCAACAACCACUCACCCAGUCACACUACAAUAUCAUUCUCAAGGCUAUUCUCUCGCCAUCACUUGAUGCCAAGCACUAUGCCACCUUGGCACUCGUGUCUAAUCAUCCAACCGUCGGUCGUGUCUGGCCACAAUGCAUGAAUCGUAUUGGAAAGACAUCAAUCGACAUGCUCAAGAGUGACACACUCCGUGAACUCGUCGCUCACCUCUUUGGCAGUGCCGGUCUUCUCAACAAAAAGAACCCACUCUACCAACAAGCUUUUAUCAAUACCAUUGCCGCUUUCACCACCUUUAAUAUUGCACCAGUGAUUGAGCAGUUUAUUGCCAACUUUAUCAAGGCUUUCAACCACGUCUCUACACUCAAGAUGUUUACUCCACUCCAACUCGCCAUUCUCGCACACCCAGAAGGUGACUUGUACGAGGAACACAAGACUGCCGUACAGACAUCGACUUCAAGUGAACGUCGUGGAAAGGCUCCCAAGGCAAAGAGUGCCGAGGAGCAAAAGGAAGAAGACUUUAAACGUCGUCUUGAAGAAAAGAAAAAGAAAGAGUCGGGUGAAGAGGAACGUCUUGCCAAAGAACGUCUCAAGGCCAUUCAAGAGCAGACAGUUGUUCGUCGUGACGUACAACAGUCGAUCGAGGUUGUGCAUGUUGUAUUGCGUGCCCUCGAAAGUAUGGUCCGUGCUUCACCACGUUUUGUCGGUGAGUUUAUCGGACCAGUCUACUUGAACCUUUUGGAUUUGUUCAAGAAUGACUUUGUGUAUGAGGCUGCCAAGUCUGUAUACUCUAGUCUUGCCUUGACAAUCCCACAUCGUUUCAAGAUUGGUCAAUACUAUGCUCAACAGUCGACCUAUCUCAUCGACAAUAUCCUCUUCCAUCCAGUCAUGUCGGAUAUGCAGGUCUUGUCGGCCAUCCAACGUACACUUGGCCAUCUCAAGGAAUUGUCGCAACGCGAGUUGUUGCCCGCAUCGGCAUUCAACUUUUUCUGGCCUAUUGUCAAGAAUGGUCUGGAAAAGACUAUUUCCUUGACCAUCCAAGAGUUGUCAAUGGAGAUUACCGAGCGUCACUCGGUGCCACAGUCCACACAAAUGUAUCCACGUGGUUCGAUGAUCUCGGCACUCAUCAUUGUCGUGUCGACCAGUCCACGUCUCGAAGAAAAGGCCAAGCGCUCGAUCUUUAACGUAAUUGGUGGUGUCGAGGAGACCGACAUCAAGGAGCUCAUGGAAGGACUCAUCAGUCCACACCACCAGGUGCGUCUGAUCAGUUUACAAGGUUUGGAGCGUAUCCCAUCGAUUCACUCACCCUCCUUCCCAUGGGAAGACCAUUACAUUGCCAAGUUGUGGUUUGCCAAGUUUGAUGCAGAGGUCACCACCUCGCAACUCGCCGAAAAGAUCUGGAACGGUACCAAUCUCCAGAUGACUCAAGACUAUUUGAGUGCUAUGAAGGAUUCGCUUUACAACACUUCUGCUGAAGUACGUACCAUCAACGCUGACGCUCUCAAGGCUGUCGCUGGCCUCUUCCCAGCUACCAUCCGUCAAGACGCCUUUGAUGUAUUGUUCCCACGUUUCGAGGAAUGUAUUCCCGACGAGAUUAGAGAUACAAAGGCAUUGCAAAAGGUUCGUAUCUCUAUUGCCACUGCAUUGUCUGGUCUUGGUGCUGCUGUCCUCUCGGCCGAUGACAUGCGUCACGUCUUUGACUGGAUCAUCCAGUACGGUCUUUCAGACGUGCGUGAGGAUAUACAACAAGAGUUUGUUGCUACCGGUUGCAAGAUCAUUGCCUCGGACAAGGGUAAAUUGUACUCGAACGAGUUGCUCAAGAUUUUCGAAGAGUUUUUGGCUCGUCCAGACACUGGAUCGGCCGAUCAAGACACAGUACGUGCUUCAGUGGUUGUGUACAUGGGAUCGUUGGCCAAGCAUAUGGAACCAACCAACCCACGUGUCGCUACCAUUAUCGACUCGAUUGUACAGGCUUUGGCCACCCCAUCAGAGCCGGUACAAAUGUCUGUCAGCAAGUGUAUCACACAAUUAUUACAACACUUUAAAAAGCAAGGUGAGCGUCUCAUCCCUAUCCUUUUCAACAAUAUCAAAAUGUCUCAAGACUAUGCUGAGCGUCGUGGAAAUGCUUUUGGUUUGGCCGGUGCCAUCAAGGGUCUCGGUAUCUCUUCACUCAAGCAAUACGAUAUUGUUGCUACACUCACUAGCUAUGUCGACGACAAGAAGCAUCCAUACACACGUCAAGGUGCUCUCUUUGCCUUUGAAUGUAUCUGUAGUACACUCGGACGUAUCUUUGAGCCAUAUGUCAUCCAAAUUCUCCCCAAGUUACUUGUUUGCUUUGGUGACAGUUCUGAAGACGUGCGUAAGGCUUGUGCUGAAACCGCUCGUGUUAUCAUGUCUCAAUUAUCAGGUCACGGUGUCAAGAUUGUUUUACCAGUCCUUUUGAAAUCACUCGACGAUCGUCAGUGGCGUACAAAGGAGGGUUCGAUCGAGUUGCUCGGUGCCAUGGCUUUUUGCGCUCCCAAGCAACUCUCUAGUUGUCUUCCAACCAUCGUACCAAAGCUCACCAACGUUCUCAACGACACUCAUAUCAAGGUGCAUCAAGCUGCCAGAAUUGCUCUUCAACACAUUGGAUCGGUCAUUCGUAAUCCAGAAAUCCAAAUCCACGUUCCACUCGUUCUCAAGACAUUUGACGACCCCGAUAUCUACUCGAGAGAGUUGUUGGAGAAUCUUCUCAACACCAACUAUAUCCAUACUAUCGAUGCUGCUUCAUUGUCUUUGAUUAUGCCAAUUCUCGAACGUACACUCAAGGAACGUUCGUCCGAGGUCAAAAAGAUGACUUGCCAGAUUGUUGGUAAUUUGUGUUCAUUGACCGAGCCAAAGGAGAUCGUACCAUACAUCUCUGUAUUGAUGCCAACACUCAAACAAGUGUUGCUCGAUCCAAUUCCAGAGGUACGUGCUAUCUGUGCCCGUGCUCUUGGUUUGUUGGUACGUGGUAUGGGUGAGGACAACUUUGUCGAUCUCGUUCCAUGGCUUUUGGAGACUGUCAAGUCUGACCAAGGACCAGUCGAAAGAAGUGGUGCUGCUCAAGGUUUGUCUGAAGUACUUGCUGCUUUGGAUAUUUCACGUUUCAAUUCGUUGAUUGGUGAGUUGAUUACCAUGUGCAACAGCACACGUCCACAUGUAAGAGAGGGUGUGUUGAGUAUGUUUAUCUUUUUACCCAUCUCACUUGGCAACCUCUUCUUGCCCUAUUUGCCACGUGUACUACCUCAAGUACUCAAGGGUUUGGCCGACGACCACGAGCCAGUACGUGAAGUAUGUAUGCGUUGUGGUAACUCGAUCAUCAACCAAUUUGCAGUCAAUGGUAUCGAGGUUAUCGUGCCAUCACUCGAACGUGUUCUCUUCCACGAGAACUGGCGUAUUCGUUUGUCGGCUGUCCAAUUGUUUGGCGAUCUCUUGUACCGUCUCAGUGGCAUGCCACCCCAAGCCAUCGCCGCUGCCGCCGCCGGCUCAUCCACCAACACCCCAGUCGAGGAGGAGAAGCCACAAGAGCCAUCCCCCGUCCUCAAGGGACGCAAGGGCCGCAAGAACGCCGUCCAAGAAGAGGAAGAGGUCGAGUCGUCCAACUCGCCCGUUCUCCGUGCCGACAUUUACAAGAUUCUCGGCAAGGAACGUCUCGAUCGUAUCCUCUCGUCACUCUAUAUGAUGCGUUUCGAUGUCAACUCAUCGGUCCGUCAAAAGGUACUCCUCAUCUGGAAGUUUGUUGUCAACAACACACCAAAGACACUCCGCGAGAUUCUCCCAUCGCUCGUCGAGAUGAUCAUCCAGUCGAUCGGCUCGUCCAAUAUCGAGAAGCGUCAAAUUGCCGCCAAGACACUCGGAGAUGUUGUCAGCAAACUCGGCGACCGUAUCCUUCCCGAGAUUCUACCAAUUCUCCAACGUGGAUUGGAUUCCGAAGAGGAAGAAACACGUCAAGGUGUCUGUAUCGGUCUCACUGAAGUUAUUUCAUCGGCUCGUUCAUUGCUCUUACCAUUCCUCUCGGCUGUUGUCGGAUGUAUCAACAAGGCAUUGUGCGACGAACUCGUUGAGGUUCGUGAAGCUGCCGCCAGAGCAUUUGACCAAUUGUACGCCACCUUUGGUAGCAAGGCUGGAAAUGAAAUUCUUCCACCACUCAUCCAAUUACUCGAUUCUCGUGACCCAAUCGUUGCUAGUAACGCUCUCGACGGUCUUCGUCAAAUCGUAUUGGUCAAGAGUAGCAUUGUCUUGCCAUUUGUCAUUCCAAAGUUGUUGGCCAAGCCAAUCUCCACAUCCAAUGUACAAGCACUCUCUGCAUUGGCAUCAGAUGCCAGUCAAGGUCUCUUUAACCAUCUCCCAACUAUCGUGUCGACAUUGAUUGAAGCAUUCACCUCUGAACACAUUGCCAACAAAAAGGAGAUCAAGGAGGCUGCCUCCAAGAUUUGCAAGUCUAUCGAUUCAACCGGUUUGGAAAUCCUUAUCCCAUUGUUGAUCGAGCAGACCGAGGUCAGAUUACCAGCUAUCCGUCUCGGUGCUUGCGAGUUGAUUGGCGAUUUCUGUGCUACCACUAGUCUCGACAUUGAAGAUCAAGUUGAGGGUCUCCUCGAGGGCUUGAUCAAGCUUUUGGACGACCCAGACAAGGCUGUGCAAGUCGCUGCCAACCAAGCCAUGGCUUUGGUCACCAAGACUGUGCGCAAGGACAACCUCCAAUUCCUCCAAGUCGUUCACAGCGGAGUCGAAGCACUUGUCGACGAGCUCGUCGAUGAAGAUGCUCUCAUUUCCGGUUUCUGUAUUCCAAAGGGUUUGGCAUGCGUCUUACCACUCCUCCUCAAUGGUUUGCGUUACGGUUCGGCCGAUCAACGUGAGCUUGCCACCACCACGAUGCAGACUAUCAUCAAACACACCUCGCAAGACAUUGUCAAGGGAUCGGUGAUGGAGAUUACCGGUCCACUCAUCCUCACCAUCGGUGACAAGUUCCCAUGGGGCGUCAAGUCGGCCAUCCUCGAGACACUCAGUCUCUUGAUCACCAAGUGUCCAGCAUCGAUGAAGAUCUUCCUUCAUCAACUCCAACACACCUUUAUCAAGGCACUUGGCGAUGCCCACAAGGUCGUCAGAAACAACGCUGCCAGUGCUCUCGGUCUUUUGAUGACAUUGUCACCAUCGGUCGAUCAGUUGGUCGGUUCGCUCAUUGUCGGUCUCACCACAGCCGACUCUACUUCGCAAGAGGUUAAAUUACAAGCUCUCCAAUCCAUCUUUGACAAGAAACCAAAGAUCGAUCAAGCCAACCUCGACAAGUGUCUUGCCACCGUCGUCGAAUUCCUCUACCAACCCGCCGAAGAGUUGCGUGUGCUCGGUGCCCAAGUACUCGGUGCUGCCUCCAAGUCAUUUGUGUCGAUUGACACUUUGGUCGCUUUUGUCAAGACCAGUCUCCUGUCGGCCAGUGGUACCGCCGGUGUCCGUUACGGUAAAUCAUUGGCAUUGAAUGAGAUUAUCAAGGUGUCUGGUCAAUCCCUCAUUGCACAGGGAUCACUCAACCAAGCCAUCAUCCAAACCUGUCAGUCUGACUGCAAGGACGACAAGGCCCAAAUCAGAGAAUCAUCGGCCCAUUUGGCCAAGUCCUAUCUCUUGCACGUACCAUCGGUCGCCUCUGACUUGUUGCCAUCGGUCUGCCACCUCAUCGGUGAUCAAGCCUCGUCUGUCGCCAUUACCGCCCUCAACGUCGUCAAAUCAUACACCAAGGCCAAUCCACAGGCUGUCAUUCCUUUCCUCAACAUCAUUGUUCCACCAACCAUGAAUCGUCUCAAAGAACGUGCCAACCUUCCUCUCAAGCUUGCCUGUGAAAGAAAUCUUGUACAUUCACUUCAAAUAUUCAAGGAAAGCUAUAUCAUGGACGACUAUCUCAAAUCAAUUCAAUCUGACCAGGUUUUGUGCACUCAAAUCACUGAUUAUCAUCGUCGUGUUUUAAUUAAAUUGGCUCCCGAUUCUGAUACUGAAUCGAAAUUUUAA